GUUGGAUACAGCAUAAAGACGCAAUUUCAGAAAGCGACCUUUCUUUUCUCUGAACCAAACAAUGCUUGGUUCUUCCUUCUUCUCUUACCUGUCCACCUAACCUUCUCUAUACCAACGGUUUCAUAUCUGACUCAGUGUUUGUUUCUGGUUUAUAGUUUCUUCGCAGUCCAGGUCUCCGAUCACUAACUUCUGAUCAUGAAUAGCCUCUGACUUUCGUCGUUGAUGUUCUCGAUCGUCGUUUCAAUCUCAAUUCUGUACUUUUUGGAAAGAGAUGUUAGGAAGCUCCUUAGCUUCCCCUUUGGCUACAUUGGGUCCUGCCAAAUGCUUUCGACACUCUGCAGGUGAUUCUGUAACAUGCACUAGUGUUCUACCAUUGAGCCUGAACUUGUCAUAUCAUGGCGUGGCUGGAGGAGUAAGGAGAUCUCGUGGUCCACGAAACAAGUGGAUAGUGGUCUGUUCACCAACGCAAGUGGAAACCUCUGGUGAUGAGCCGAAGACAUGGGAAGAAUGCAAAGAAGCUCUGUCUCGUUUUGAUUUCAGCGUAGAGGAGCAAGACAAGAUACUAGGAAAAGCGUUUGGUCAUAUCCACUCUCCUUACUGGACAGAAGAACGAGUGAAGGAGAAUCCAAAGGUGGAAGCUUUGAAUCAUGUGCUUGAGUUCCUUAGAAGUCUCGGUUUGUCAGACGAGGAUCUUCACAAAGUGCUGAAGAAGUUCCCGGAAGUGCUUGGUUGCAGCUUAGAAGAAGAGAUGAAACCCAACAUUGGGAUCUUGGAAAAUCAAUGGGGGAUUACCGGUAAGUCGCUGCGAAGUCUGUUGCUUCGGAACCCGAAAGUGUUGGGGUACAAUGUGGAUUGUAAAGGAGAUUGUAUUGCUCAGUGUACUCGGUGUUGGGUUCGGUUUUAGUCUUUCACUAGUUCGUUUCUUUGUUUGUAUCUAGUCUCUCCAUCUUAUGGUUUCGUUACAGCUACUGAAAUAAACAAACAUUAAUUGUUAAAGGACCAAUGUGGAUGCUUGUACUUAGAUGAAUCACAAAUUAAAUUUUUAUUUGAUUGAUUAGAAUGUUUAU
Molecule: messenger RNA, 1067 nt
Organism: Brassica rapa (field mustard)
Lineage: Eukaryota; Viridiplantae; Streptophyta; Magnoliopsida; Brassicales; Brassicaceae
Biological process (GO): regulation of DNA-templated transcription
Molecular function (GO): double-stranded DNA binding
Source: RefSeq, a predicted model, not a curated record